Aricia agestis (brown argus) is the source of this 970-nucleotide messenger RNA. RefSeq names its product protein dj-1beta-like (gene BmDJ-1beta). Bases 88 to 768 code for a protein of 226 amino acids. Gene Ontology annotation, biological process: guanine deglycation, glyoxal removal; protein deglycation, glyoxal removal. NCBI's taxonomy places the organism in Eukaryota, Metazoa, Arthropoda, Insecta, Lepidoptera, Lycaenidae. The record is from RefSeq and is a predicted model, not a curated record. Gene Ontology annotation, molecular function: protein deglycase activity. The transcript has 6 exons. Gene Ontology annotation, cellular component: nucleus; cytosol.
CAAUUUCAAGUUUGCGAACGAAAUGACCUUUUUGAGUUUUUUAGUUCUAAAUUAGCUUGCUACAUUUAAAAUUCAUCUGUGUUAUAUAUGUCGAUUUGUUUGCGUAAAAUUAGCUUAUGUUUUCAGCGUUUAUCAUUAAAAGGAUUCGUACUCACCAAGCCUGAUUUGCAUCAAAACAGAAAUUUAGCAGCUGCAGUAAUGUCCAAGUCAGCUCUAGUUAUUUUGGCUCAAGGAAGUGAGGAAAUGGAGACAGUCAUAACUGUAGACAUGCUAAGAAGGGGAGGGGUGACUGUUACUGUGGCGGGUUUAGAUGGGAACGCACCAGUGUUAUGCUCGAGACAGGUUACUCUGGUGCCUGAUAAGUCGCUUACUGAUGCAUUAGCUGAAAAAUCUCAAUAUGAUGCGGUUAUUUUACCUGGAGGGCUAGAAGGAUCUGAGCGGUUUUGCAAAUCAAGUGUAGUAGCAGCUGUUCUGAAAGACCAUGAGAGUGGUGGGAAAAUUGUUGCAGCUAUUUGUGCAGCCCCUACAGCUUUUGUAGCCCAUGGUGUUGCCAAGGGCAAAAAAAUUACUUCAUAUCCAACCACCAAAGACAAGAUCUCUGCUGACUAUCAAUAUGUGGAGGGUGAGAGGGUGGUUGUAGAUGGCAAUAUUGUAACUAGCCGAGGUCCAGGUACAGCUUACUGGUUUGGACUGAAGUUGAUUGAGAUGUUGACUGGUAAGGAUAAGGCUGAUCAAGUUGAGAAGGGCAUGCUCAUUUCUGGUUACUAGUGUUUUAUUACCUUGGGAAAAACAAUGGUUGGAUGUUAUAAAUACGAAAAAAUAUUUCAAACGAUUUGGGCUCAUAAUAUAAGUUUACUCACAACCAGUCUGUAGUUUGUAAAAUAAAAUAUUGAAAAGUUUUGCUGAAUAAUUAUUAAAAGUGAAAUGUAAUUUCACGAUAAGCAGAAAUAAAGAUUUACUAUUUAUAUUA